Messenger RNA from Brachypodium distachyon (stiff brome), 842 nucleotides. RefSeq names its product glutamate--glyoxylate aminotransferase 2-like. The transcript is spliced from 4 exons. Lineage: Eukaryota; Viridiplantae; Streptophyta; Magnoliopsida; Poales; Poaceae. Gene Ontology annotation, biological process: photorespiration. The annotation marks the transcript as partial. Gene Ontology annotation, molecular function: glycine:2-oxoglutarate transaminase activity; L-alanine:2-oxoglutarate transaminase activity; L-alanine:glyoxylate transaminase activity. The record is from RefSeq and is a predicted model, not a curated record.
UUAUUCUCACAGACAGUGGAUGAGAUCUACAAGGUUGCAUCAAUUGCGCUGAGUCCAAACGUUCCUGGGCAGAUCUUCAUGGGGCUAAUGAUGAACCAUCCUAAACCUGGAGAUAUCUCGUACUUGAAGUUUGCUACUGAAAGCAAGUCUAUCCUCGAUUCUUUGAGGAGGAGGGCACAAAUAAUGACAGACGGUUUCAAUAGUUGCCAAAAUGUUGUUUGUAAUUUCACAGAAGGAGCUAUGUACUCAUAUUUUCAAAUAUGCCUACCGAAAAGAGCUAUCGAUACAGCCAAAAGCGCUGGCAAAGAACCAGAUGUUUUCUACUGCCUCAAGCUCCUUGAAGCAACCAGAAUAUCCACUGUUCCGGGCUCAGGUUUCGGCCAAAAAGAAGGGUAAGUGCUUUUCUGAUAUCAUCACUUGCUCUGUCAGUGUUUUUUUAAGAGAAACAGUAGGUCUUCCUACUGCGUAUAUUUGUAAACUUUUGAAGUAGUGUAACUGUAAAAACUGUACAUAUAUACAAGGUGGAAAGAAAAGCAAAUUGAAAUGAAGCUGGCUAUCCAGCAUUGGAUCUCUUGGAGCUUUUUCUGUUUUGCCCUGUGAGCAAUCAUCUCCAGUUCUUUGUGUUGUGAGUUAAGAAAUGUAAGAGAUCCCAGCCAAACUUAGAGAGUGACAAACAUGGCAUAUAAAUUCUGAAAACUAGAACAGUGGCACAUCAUUGAUAUUUUACACCAUCAUAGCGUAGGGUUUGCACAUAUGGAAACAGUCACACUGAACUCAUGUUUCACAUUAGCUACUGUAGGAAAUCAACCAUCAUCCUCCUCGUAUCUGUGAAUGCAGGAAAC